AUUCUACGCAGGUAAAAGAGGGGCGAAACCACUCGAUUAGUACAUUGGGGCGAAACCACUCGAUUGUAAGCCAAUCUUCUACAUGUGUUACCUGCAUUGAAAUGGGGACGAAACCACUUGGUGCGUAUCCACUAGGUGCGAAUAAGUAAUCGGGACGAAACCACCCGUUACCGUAUAAAACGACCUCUGGCGGAAGUUUGGUCGAACCUGGGAACCUGUGUAUUCACCAUCCAUGUAGCUGACUGUUGAGUACAAAAAUAAUAAUAUAAUUCAACAGACAGAAUGUCGGACAGCGAGGAUGAAGGGAGUGUUUACUCAGAUGCAGGAAGUGGACAAAAUGAAGGAGGAAGUGAUAAUGAAGAUGGCAAAAGUAAUGCAGGCAGUGAUGUUGGUAGCGAUGUAGGCAGUGAACAAGGCAGUGAGGAGGGAUCUCCCGUCAGACAAAGGGAGCGGGGACGCAGUGUGGAUGACAUCAUAGACGAUGAAGAGGAAGAUGAUUAUGAUGAUGAAGAGUUUGAGGACUUUGAAGAAACUGGAAGGAAGAAGAAGAAGCCUAGACAUGCUGGAUAUAUUCUAGAUGAAGCUGAUGUUGAUGAGGAGGGAGAUGAAGAUGAAGAUGAAUGGGAGGAAGGAGCAGAAGACUUGAUAGACAAAGUCUCAUCCUAUGAAGGCCCCACAGCCAAGGAAAUUGAAAGUAACAGAAGACUGGGACAUCUGUUUAGUUCUCAGAGAGAAGAUGAAUUGGAGGAAUACUACAGAAACAAAUAUGGACAGACGUCAGUAGCUGCCCGAUUCGGUGAGGGAGAGGAAAUGUCAGACGAAAUUACACAGCAGGGGCUUCUGCCAGGCGUCAAGGAUCCAAACUUGUGGCUGGUGAAGUGUAGAAUUGGGGAGGAGAGAGCCACAGCUCUACAGCUGAUGAGGAAGUUUAUUGCUUACCAGUUUACGGAUGAGCCACUUCAAAUUAAAUCGGUGAUAUCUAAGGAGAGCUUGAAGGGCUACAUAUAUGUGGAGGCUUACAAACAGACCCAUGUUAAACAGGCCAUCGAGGGCAUAGGUAAUCUCCGAAUGGGACAGUGGGCACAGCAGAUGGUGCCUAUCAAAGAAAUGACAGAUGUUUUGAAAGUUGUGAAGGAAACUGCACAGUUGAAGCCCAGGCAGUGGGUUCGAUUGAAGAGAGGCAUCUUCAAAGAUGAUCUGGCACAGGUUGACUACUUUGAGCCAGCACAAAACAUAGUUCAUUUAAAGAUGAUUCCUCGUAUUGACUACUCGAAGAAGCGGGGUAUUCUGAGAGUCCAGGCUGAUGAAGCAGAAAAGAGGAAAAAGAAAAGGAGACCUCCCCAGAAACUCUUCGAUGUGGACGCCAUACGAGCCAUUGGUGGAGAAGUGACCAGCGAUGGAGAUUUCUUACUCUUUGAAAACAACCGCUACACUAGAAAGGGAUUUCUUUUCAAGAGUUUUGUUAUGUCAGCCAUUAUUGCAGAAGGAGUGAAACCGACUUUGGCAGAACUAGAGAAAUUUGAAGAUUCUCCAGAAGGAGCAGAAGUUGAAUUGGUACCAGAGAAGCAGCAAGGGGAGGUCAACCACAGCCUGAUUCCUGGUGAUGUGGUAGAGGUAGCGGAGGGUGAAUUGGUUCACCUCCAGGGUAAGGUCAUCAGUGUGGAUGGCAACAAAAUCACCAUGCUGCCAAAACAUGAGGACCUUCGGGAUCCUCUGGAGUUUAUGUCCCAUGAGUUGAAGAAACACUUCAAGAUGGGAGACCACGUAAAGGUUAUUGCUGGCAGAUAUGAAGGAGACACGGGGCUGAUUGUUCGUGUGGAGGAUAACCUUGUCGUUUUAUUCUCGGAUCUCACGAUGCACGAGAUGAAAGUUUUACCAAAAGAUCUGCAGUUAUGUACAGACAUGGCGACAGGAGUGGACUCUCUUGGACAGUAUCAGUUUGGAGACCUUGUCCAGAUUGAUCCACAAACAGUGGGUGUUAUUGUCAGACUAGAGAAGGAAAAUUUCCAGGUUCUGUCCAUGCACAACAAGAUUCUCAACUUAAAACCAGCAGCAGUUACCAGAAAGAGAGACACUAAAUACGCUGUAGCUUUAGAUUCAGAAAACAACAGCAUUCAGGUCAAGGACAUUAUUAAGGUCAUAGAUGGGCCUCAUUCGGGUCGUCAAGGAGAGAUCAAACACUUGUACAGAAGUUACUGUUUCCUGAUGUCUAGGACGAUGACAGAGAAUGGUGGUUACUUUGUGUGUAGGACUAGGCAUGUGGUGUUGGCUGGAGGAUCAAAGGGUGGGAACAGAGCCCAACUUGGAGUGACGGGAUUUGCUCCAAUGUCUCCCCGUUUAUCAAGCCCAGCUCAUCCUGGAGGAGGGGGUGUUGGUGGUGCUCCUGGAGGAGGGGGUGCAACACCAGGGAGGGGAAGAGGGGGAGGGGGAGGGGGACUUAGCAAGAGAGACAGAGAUCUUAUUGGAACCACAGUCAGGAUCAUCCAAGGGCCCUUCAAAGGUUACAUUGGAAUUGUCAAAGAUGCAACUGACUCUACAGCUCGUGUGGAACUUCACUCCAGCUGUAAGACUAUCUCAGUGGAUAGGAGUCGUCUCAGUCACCUCGUUGGUGGACGGACAGUGGGUUCAGCUACCACACCUGGUGGUCGCACUCCAAUGCACGGUUCACAGACGCCAAUGUAUGGAUCGCGAACGCCUAUGUAUGGCUCACAAACUCCUCUACACGACGGGAGCCGAACUCCAAACUAUGGCAGUAUGACCCCGCUACAUGAACCGGGAAGCAGAACCCCUGGACAAAGUGCCUGGGAUCCUACCAACCCCAACACACCUACCAGGAACAGUGACUUUGACUACCACUUUGAUGAUACCCCCUCCCCAGGGGAUUAUGGGGGAGCCACUCCCAACCCAGGCACACCUGGUUACCAAGACACUCCAAGUCCCAGGGGACCGUUCACACCACAAACCCCAGGAACCAGUUACUCACCAUACGCACAGCCUUCUCCUUCACCAGGAAGUUACUCAGGUAUGUACAGCCUUCUUCACCAGGAAGUUACUCAGGUAAGCACAGCCUUCACCAGGAAGUUACUUGGGUACGUACAGCCUUCUCCUUCACCAGGAAGUUACUCAGCUCCCAGUCCAGGCUUUGGGGGUGCUUCACCUAGUCCUUUGGGAUAUCAGCCCUCCCCCUCAAACACCACCCCUUCACCUCUGGGUUACAGUCCAAUGACCCCUGGUGGAGCUCCAUUCACUCCGGGAACAGGAAUGGACCAAAGUAUGGCCGACUGGCACACCACAGAAAUAGAGGUCAAGAUCAAAGAAACACAUGAUGACCACAAGUUGAUUCACCAGACAGGCAUAAUUCGCAGUGUGACAGGUGGAAUGUGUUCAUUAUUUAUACCAGAAGAGGACAAGGUUGUAAACAUUGCUUGUGAACACUUGGAACCGGUUCCACCAGAGAAAGGAGACAGAGCCAAGGUGAUUUUGGGAGAAGAGAGGGAAUUGAUGGGAACACUACUUAGUAUUGAUGGAACCGAGGGCGUGAUUAAAACGGACACAGGAGUCAUUAGAAUGUUACCCAUCAACUACCUGUGUAAGGCUGGGAACUGAUGAUGGAGAGUCUGUCGUACGUCAUUUGUGUAUAGCUUCACAGCAAACAGAAAGGGAGGCUCGGACAUUAAGGAGACUCGCAGAAUUUUUACUUGAUGAAUGUGAUGUUGGCAAUAAUGCUACAAGUAUUAAAGAGGAAGGGUUUUUUGUUUUUGUUUUUUUUUUUAAUUCUACAUGUCCAACAAUUGUUAUUUGGAGUUGACAAUAAUUGCAUGGUAUUUGUAGAUCAUAAUUUCAUAAGUGUAUAUGCUUUGUAUCAUAAAUGAAUCAUGAUAGCUGUUAAAGAUGCCAUAUUUGCAAUUCAUAUCAGUAGAUACUGAUUUUACAUGUAUGUUAAUUCCAGAUUUUCACCAUUUUGUCAAAUUUUGGAAACUGAUAAUAAAGCUCGAGACAUUU
Molecule: messenger RNA, 4002 nt
Organism: Ostrea edulis (European flat oyster)
Lineage: Eukaryota; Metazoa; Mollusca; Bivalvia; Ostreida; Ostreidae
Product: transcription elongation factor SPT5-like
Exons: 26
Coding region: 283-3606 (1107 amino acids)
Biological process (GO): regulation of transcription by RNA polymerase II; regulation of DNA-templated transcription elongation; transcription elongation by RNA polymerase II
Cellular component (GO): DSIF complex
Molecular function (GO): protein binding; mRNA binding
Source: RefSeq, a predicted model, not a curated record